Antrostomus carolinensis (chuck-will's-widow) is the source of this 458-nucleotide messenger RNA. RefSeq names its product retinol dehydrogenase 5-like. Gene Ontology annotation, cellular component: cytoplasm. The transcript has 3 exons. Gene Ontology annotation, molecular function: oxidoreductase activity. The record is from RefSeq and is a predicted model, not a curated record. The annotation marks the transcript as partial. Lineage: Eukaryota; Metazoa; Chordata; Aves; Caprimulgiformes; Caprimulgidae.
AUGUGACAGACCCCAACAGCAUCAAGGCUGCAGUUGAGAAGGUGCAGGAGGAGGUGGGAAGCGCCGGCCUCAACCUCCUGAUCAACAACGCCGGCACCACGCGCCGCAGCACGUUGGCCACCGAGACAGCAGAGAACAUGAGCCUGGUCUACACCACCAACACCAUUGGGCCCCUGCAGACGAGCCAGGCGUUCCUGCCCCUGCUGAAGAAGGCUGCCGAGGCCGAAGGGCAGCAGGAGAUGAGCUGCAGCAGAGCUGCCAUCAUCAACAUCUCCAGCAUCCUGGGCUCCAUCGAGGCGGCGGAGGCUUGGGAGGAGAGGCAGGACGUCUGCUACCGCUGCAGCAAGGCUGCUCUGAACAUGCUCACCAGGUGCCUGGCCCUGGAGUAUGGGGGCAGUGGGAUCCUCUGCGUGUCGGUGGACCCUGGCUGUGUGUCACCUCCCUUGGGACAGGGGACG